UUAUAAUUACGGUAAAACCUUUAGCAAGAUUGAAUAGUAAAAAAAGUUAUUCUUCAAAAAUAAUAAACCCUUGCUCGGUGACCCAUAAACCCUAGUAGGUGGUGAAAAAAGGAGAAGAAUUGAAGAAGAUUACACCCAUGGAACCUUCGUAUCGGUGCGAAUCAUGGAGGCCACCCUAUCCAGUUCAUCAUCAUCAUCAUCAUCAUUAUCAUCACCACCACCAUCACCACCAUCCGAUGAUUCUAUGUCGCCAUCACCACCACCACCAUACAGUCCUCUGCCCUCUCCACCACCACCACCACCUCGUUACUUGUCAUUCCCACGUAAGCCCUACUUUGGCUCCUCCUCUUUUGCAGAACCACUUGAAUUUGGAGUCCACGACUGUUCAAAACGAAGCGCACCAUUCUGGUACCUUGGUGUUGCAAGAACAAGAGUAUGAAAGACAGGGAGAGGAAGAGGAAGAGGAAGAGGAGGAGGAGCCAAUUUUUGUUCUAACGGAUGAAUGGAGAGAGUUUUUUGCGAAAUCCGAAGCAAAGAGAAAAUUAGAGAAGAAACAGGCCAAGAAGAAACAGAAAAAUUGAAGGAUAUUUUGAGGAUAUGCUAUAGUAUGUAAGUAGAUAUUUAACCCAACAAUUUGUAAGGUGUUUCCAUGAGAUUUUCGAAUUAAAAUGGUCACUAACUUACGGUUAGACGCGGGCUGUACACAAAUUGUUUAAAUUUCUCGUCAACAUGAGGCUGAUACAAGAUUCUAGCUCCUGUGUUUAAACCAACUGGUUUACUUGAAUAGCUUUGACUGAUGUUAUGGCUUUUUUCUUUUUUCCUGUAAUAGCCUAGAUUUGAUGCCUGAAUAUGAGGUUGAAUCAUAGUAUGAAGAUUUGCUUCAUGCUCAAAUACAAACUUGAUGUUCUGACUACUGAUAAUCUUUGAUUAAUUUAUGAAAUUCUUUUGUUGAAUGUUUGGUGGAAGCAUUGUCCUGGGGGGAACAGAAUCACAGUUUUGAGUAUUGAUUGGUGCAUUUUAUGAAGAGAUCAUGCAAUUUUUUUUGCCAAUAAGAUUGGCUCUUUUGAGUAUUCGAAAAGAGUGAGACCCUUGACAGGAGAACAUAGAAUUAUUCUUCUCAACAGAUUGAACAUUUAUUCAGGAAUGUAAAGGGAUAGUCUACAAACUUUUUUAAUAGCACCAUUAUGGUAUGUUAAAGAUGAUUUCACUUCUGCCUUCACCAUAUUACCUGUUUCCUUCCGUACAACGGAGAAGAAAAUAAUAUGGUAAAGAUGAUUUCACUCAGCAAAUGCAGUAUUUCUUUCUGAUUAAAUAGACGAGGUUAAGUGUCUCAUCAGACAAAUAGAAUAUUAGUUUUCCAUAGUUGACUGAUCAAAGCUAUACUGGUAGUCAAAGGGGUUAGAUAGCCUUUGCCAAAUGUGAAAUAUUCAUAUUUAAUAAAUGUGGGAUAAUACCAUUCUAGCAAAGUAGAGACAAGCAGGGAGUAUCCACUCAUCAAAUUCCGUUC
Durio zibethinus is the source of this 1507-nucleotide messenger RNA. RefSeq lists its product as uncharacterized. Lineage: Eukaryota; Viridiplantae; Streptophyta; Magnoliopsida; Malvales; Malvaceae. The record is from RefSeq and is a predicted model, not a curated record.